Caenorhabditis auriculariae is the source of this 3978-nucleotide messenger RNA. NCBI's taxonomy places the organism in Eukaryota, Metazoa, Nematoda, Chromadorea, Rhabditida, Rhabditidae. The record is from the annotation of a GenBank genome assembly.
AUGGAAGUUCAACGCAAAAGAAGCUUCAACACGACGAACACGGCCCACGAUUUCCGACAGGAGUACAAGGGAUCCGUGUGAGUUUGGUAAUAUUAUGUUUGGAAUUGGAUUUUUAUGAAUAUUUAUUGAAAAAGUUCAUCUUAAGGUUUAAGGCAAUUUAGGGCUUUCAGGCUCCUUGAGCCGUUUUUAAAUCUUUAAGUUGUUUAUUGAAGAUGGGAGAUUUUAUUAAUAUUAUUUUCAAGAAAAUUCAGGUCACUUAAGUAGCUUUAACUUUUUACAAAAAAAUUUUUCAGAAAAGUUGGAAUUUUUUUAAUUUUUGUUUUUCAUAGAAUUUUAGGUCCCUCCAGCCUUUUGAGGCGGUACAAAAAAAUUUUCAUAGUAUGAAUUUUUUUCUAAUAUUUAUAUUUAAGGAAAUUUAGAACUUUUAGGUCUUCUCAACCAUUCCAUAAGAAACCAUAAAAAUUUUUCAAAUUCUCCUGAAAUUCGUCAUGAUAUUAUAUUUUGAAACAAAUUCCUGGAAACUGCUCUAUUUCAAACUUCCCCACGCUCUCUUUUGGAUUUACAUUUUCCCGCCGAAAACCGCGUCGCGACCGCAACGCGUAUUAAGUUUUUUUUUUGAUUACUUGCCAAAUCGCCCGAAUAUUCAAAAAGAAGUGCUCUUUAGGAUUUUAUCUUUUCAUUUCUCAUUCAUCAUUUUUUCAGUCAGUGUUUGGUUUUUUCGAUAGUACGACAAAAUCCUAAGUCCGCAAAUCUUGAGUACCGUAAUCUCGUGUACGCAGAUCUCAAGUCCCAUGAUCUUGGAAACCACAAUCUUGGAAAGCAAAAAAAUCUUCUUUUUUUAGUCUUCUUUAUUGCACUUUAUCUACUUGUAUUCUCUUUUUUCUGAUCCAUGAAUACAAUUUCGGAUAAAAUCGAUUAGCAAAAGCUUUGAUUUUUGCUUUCCAAGGUUAUGGGACUUGAGAUCUGCGUACACAAGAUUACGGUCUUCAAGAUUUGCGGGCUUGAGAUUUUGACGUACCAUCGUUUUUUAUUCUUCAUUUCAAAUAUUUUGUCUAACUAAAGAUAUUUCAAGACUGGAGAGCAAGUUUCGGAGCGCCAAGAAGCCUGAACGGAACGCUUUCCGGUCUCUAGCCGAUUGGAUCCUCGCCAAGGCGUCCUACUUGAGAUCCGCCAAGCCGAAGCCUUUCCCGACCUCGAUGAACGUCUUCAACUCGACGCCUUCGGAUUUCGAGGUUUUCGAUCUGAUAUGGAUGUCCGAAACUGGAGUCUUUUUAAGAUUCACUGAAGGUCUAAAAAGGCGCCAAGGGGUUUAAAAUGCCCUAAAUAGAUAUCUUGAAGUGCAAAAAAUAAAUAAUCUACCUCUAAUUUCAGGAUUUAGCUUUUUUUUUCCUUUUUAGAGUUUGAAUUUAAAGAAAAGUGAAAAUCUCAAUGGAGCGCAAUUAAUAAAGAAAAUUGAGCUUUGAUAGUUUUAAAGGCUAUUUUUUGCUUUUCAUAUGAUUUUUUUUUUCAAGUUCUUCUAUUGAGGAAGAGAGCUUCUGGGUUCGAAUAAACACAUUGAAUGGUCGAAACUCCGUCUGUGAACUUUAGAAUUUAUCAACAGUGCGCGAUUGCUCAAAUUUAUUGAGCUCAUUCUCUGCUAGUUUAGGACCACACUUUUCAGUUUCGAAAAUUUGCUUUAAAAAUAAAUACUUAUCAAUGAAGAUCAUCCUUCCCAGAUAAUUUAGCCCUUCAUGAUCUUUCUUCAUCAAAUUUUCCAUUUUUCUUAGCUCUAUCAAUCAUUCUACUGAAACUAUAAUUAAUUGCCAAAAACCUCAUUGAUAAGGGGAAAGAUCACGUGAAGGAGCGACAGACCCCAUAAUGAUGACCUCAGCUGUCGAGAUUACACUGAUGAAAAGAAAAAUUGAACGAAAUUUGGUGUAAAGAGACGAAAACACGAGCUGUGUCGAGCUCAAAGUACAUACGAAUGAUUUUACGAAGCAGUUGUUUUUGGAUUUUAGAACUAUGACGUCAAAGUUAAUCUUUCAAAUGACGUCAUUGAUGAGCUUGAUUGGCAGGAAUGAUAAAAAUAAAGUAUAGUUUUGAGAGGAUUAUAAUUCGAUUGAAUUUGAGAUAAAGGUGCCAGUCAUAAGCCAGUGAAACAAGAUCUUGAGGGAAAAACAGGGACAAAAAAUGUCAACUUGAAUGAUUGGAUUUUUCAGAAGUUGCCCAACGAGUUGGUCUGCCAAAUCUUUGGCGAAUGCGACGCGACGACGCUGCUCAGUUGCCGAAGGGUUUGUCGGCGAUUCAGCGAUGUCGUCGACUACAUCGACCCCGCUGCACCCGUCGUGGUGAGUUACUACCUGGAAAUUAGUAUCUCCCUACCUUCUCAAACGUUAUAUCAUUGUCAGAAAUCUGCCUUUCAACUGAACCUUUUUCCCUUGCAGCUGUCUCGCCUCGUUCUGACCGGUCAACCCAAAAAAGGCUUGGAGAUGCGUUGGGUGACCUACGAAGGACAACGGACCAAGGCGGUCACCGUAACCGCCUCUGAGAUUCGCAAUGGAGCGAGCUUCGGCUUCAACUUUGAGCGCUUCGUUGUCCAGAGAAUCAUCAUCAAGGUGAUACAUUGUUAUAAUGGCUGGGCGCUAUUUCUUUCCUAUCGUGUCAAGGCCCUUAUUUGAUUGAUUAAUUUAGAAAGCAGAGCCUAUCCAAAUAUAGUCCAAUUUUUAGAAUGAUUCUUCUAUUUCCAGGACAUCGUCCUAACCGACGACUUUGUCGACUUCCUCCGCCACCAACUCCAAUACUCGGACCUGAGCCAGCUCGUCCAGCUGAGCCUGAACAACGUCGACUUCUCGGCGGCCAACUCCCUCACCCUCCACCGACUUCUGGCCGGCCUCGCCAAGCACCUGGAGUUGUUCGAAGUGACGGGCGGCUUCGGAAUGCGAGCCGAUUCCGUCACCGACGCCCAUCUCGGACAGUUGGACGCUACGCGCGUUCGAAGAAUCUCCAUCGACGGGGUCCGCUUCGGCAGCCGCUGCAAGGCGCUGCGAGUCGGCGACGCGUCGCUGCGACUUUUCGCCGCGAGUCGCAGCUUCCCGACCUUGAUCCUGGAUCGUUGCGCCGUCACUACGAGGAGUGUCUGCGAUUACACUCAGGUGAUUAAUUUUUCGGGUAAUUUAUCAAUGAGUUGAUAAAAGUAUCUUUUUUUUCAUCUUUUUGCAAGCAUUUUCGGCCUAUAUAAAUCAGAAAAACGAUCCGAACUUCUGAAAUUUUACUUCUAAUGAUUUUUAGGAACAAAAAUUCCAAAAUCGGAAAAGCAACAAAAUAAUUGAAGGAAUGAGUUUUGUAGUGGACCGAUUCGGAAGUUUAACAUUGAAAAAAUAAAUAGCGACAAAUAUUAGGAACUUUUGCGCUCCAUGGCUAAUUUUUCAAGCAGAUUAGGAAGAAAAAGGCUCAGACCUCGGUAACGAAACCCGGAGUGGAUCCGGACGUUUCUGGGCAUUCCAAGGGAUCACUUAAGAGUUCGGACGCUACUCAAGUGGUCCCUAGAAAUGCCCCGACACGUCCGAUUCGUCUUACCGAUGUUCGAGCGAUAGUGCAACGGAUAAUUUUACGACAAGUGGAACUUUCCCUAAUCGAAAUCAGUUUUUGAAACGAAUUAUCUCCGUCUCACUGUUUAAAGAUCAAUUUCAAGUCCUUCUACAUUUCCAGGAAUGGUUCGAGCAGCGUGCCGAGACCGAGAAGCAGCUCCGUUCGCAGGUCUGCACCGUGAAACGAUGCCCCGGCGUCAAAGGGAGCGCGUUCGCGGCUGAGUGCCAGCGUCGCGGUCUCCAGUGUCGCGACCGUCGCGCCAGCGGAACCCUCACCCUCUACAACAUCCACGAGGGCGACGCCGACUUCAAACGCGAGUUCACAGUCGCGCUCGCCGCCGUCGCGUCCCAAGACGACGAGUCGCCGGCGAAGCCACAGCCUGUAGAAGCAGCCCCCGUUUUGGCUGCCUGA